Messenger RNA from Zymoseptoria tritici IPO323, 2049 nucleotides. RefSeq lists its product as uncharacterized. The record is from RefSeq and is a predicted model, not a curated record. The transcript is spliced from 3 exons. Lineage: Eukaryota; Fungi; Ascomycota; Dothideomycetes; Mycosphaerellales; Mycosphaerellaceae. Bases 1 to 2049 code for a protein of 682 amino acids.
AUGUCGCAGCGACAAUCCAUCCGCUACGUGUUCACACUGUCGCCCAUCAUUGUCAUUCAUUCUACCAUAGGCCAUUUCUGGCGGCAAUGGAUGUCUGAGGCAGACUUCGACUCCUUCCCGAUCGGGAUGGCCAAGACAGCGCAGGUGAAUUGUCGCAGCAGGCUGAAUCACCCGCACAAACUUGACAAUCAAAAGGAAAAGGAAGUGCGCAAACAAAACUUCAUCAAGGCAAGCUCUUCUCUCCGAUUCUUGUUCACCAACACAUCACACCUUCGGAUUUUUUCUAUCAUCCACCUCGACCGAUCACCGCCAGCUUUCGUAUACGCACCCACACCAAUACACACACGAAGCUUGCUGAGACCGGCACAUCCAUACACACACCACAGACAAACAUUCGAAGUCCACUUCACCACCACCAUCAAGAUGGAGUCACACUGGAUCGCGCGCUGCGUGCUCCUGGCCUUCGCCGGCAUCUUCAUCAUGGCCAACAUGGGCGCAGAUUUGGUCAUCUACUGCGCGCUCUCCGCCGUCGCUUUAGUAUUAAUCAUGUCCGCCACUCUCUACAUCAUCGCCGCCUACGACCGAUGGUUCGAAAAUCUCUUCUCUUGCGCCGAUCCCACUCCAACCAACGACCACCUCGCCUGCGACCGCCACAGCAGCAGCACCAAACCUACAUGCGCCGACGAGUCAAACGACUACUUCACUCGCCCCUACACUCCGAAGAAGUUCGUGCCUUACUGGAACGACCCCACCUACAUCGAGCCACCAAAGAGAGCUAUCUCGCCAUGCCGUGAAUUAUCGCAGGCGGAGGUGGACGCUGCCAUCAAGUCGCGCGCCGACCGCGAGGCCCGCGAAGUCGAGGCCACACAACUCGCCGAGUCGAAACGCCUUGCGCGUGAGAAGAAGGAUUUGCUCGACCACGCUCGCGACGCCGCGAAAGCCUCGCUCACCGCUGCCGCCGCCCGCAAAGCCAAGGCCAAUGCCAUGACCGCAGAGACUUUCUCCGAGAGAUUGAGAGCACUCGAGGCGCAAGGCCCUCUCUCCCGCGACGACGUCGAGAUGCGCCAAUUGCGCGCACUCGCUCCACAUCUCCAGCGCGGCUUGGUCGGACGACGGGACGAUGGGCUUUGGCUCACACAGCCUCUUGGCUACGAGCCAAUGCUGAUCGACAUCACCUCCGGCUCCGUCUACUCGCCCUCCGCUCUCUUCUCCUCGCCGAAUGAGCCUUACCAGGCCAUUCAAUCCGACAACAAUGCGCCAGAAUCGGUGCGCCGCUCAGUAUCGGAGGCGCCUUCUUCUUUCUUUUCUUCAGCGCACUUCAAGCGGUACCAGGACAUCGCAGCGCCUUCCACGUCGACAGAGCAGGGUAUGUUCGCCGAGUCGAGUGAGCCUUUCCAGGCCACUCAAUCCAUCGACACGGCGCCCAAGAAGAACCCUUUCGGCCUUCCGGCCUGCGUUGCUUCCAUGGUCAUGGUGCCGGACCAUGCGGCGGCAACUGUUCAUGUGCCAUCAGAGCCGGCGAGCGUGGUCGAGUCACUGGCACCACCAGCCUCCUCGCAACCGAAGUUUGCUUUCGGCGAUGUGCCGGUUGCCAGCCAGGCAGAAUCGGCGCGGGCGGCUGAGGAGCGAGCCCCGAUCGCUCGCACAUUCGCGACGCACAACCCCAUCCUGGAUCAAGUCACAAUCAAGCUCCAGCGGGAGAAGGCGAAAGAAUUGCUGGAAUGUAUCCGGAACUUCGCCGGACUUUCCCGGAACAACCCAGAAGGUACGGUCAAUGACCUGGAAAAUGCUUGCGUCGAACUCCGUGUGCAUUUGGGAUGGGUGCGGGACUACAUCAUGACCGCCAAGAAGCCCGACGGUACAUGGAAGAGUGAGAUCACGCACGCAUUUCGUCUGAAGGGCGCAGGGAUCGGUCAAUCUGCAUGGAUCAACAUGAAGAGUGAAAUGUCCGCCCUUUGCCAAGACUCCAAAUGGAGCAACAGCUACCUCGGCCAGGCAUUGGCAGUCGUGCUGGAGAUCGAGAACCUCACACCGGAGAACCACCUUUGA